Branchiostoma floridae (Florida lancelet) is the source of this 1723-nucleotide messenger RNA. RefSeq names its product putative ammonium transporter 1. The record is from RefSeq and is a predicted model, not a curated record. Lineage: Eukaryota; Metazoa; Chordata; Leptocardii; Amphioxiformes; Branchiostomatidae. Gene Ontology annotation, biological process: ammonium transmembrane transport; ammonium homeostasis. The transcript is spliced from 12 exons. Bases 112 to 1653 code for a protein of 513 amino acids. Gene Ontology annotation, cellular component: membrane. Gene Ontology annotation, molecular function: ammonium channel activity.
CCAUAACAAAAGACAUAACCCGACACAUACACUACACGUCGCACCACAACUUUGUUUCCUCACUUUACGGAGCACCUUGGGCGCACACAGAAGACACAUCUCGCAGCAAAAAUGCCUGACAACACAACCAACGCCACCGAGGCGCCGGAACUUUCCGUGGAACAACAGCUGAGCGCCCUGCUCGGGAAUUCUGACGAGUUUUUCCUUCUGAUGAUGGGAUGUUUCGUCUUUCUUAUGCAGGCUGGUUUUGCAUUCCUUGAGGCUGGAUCCGUCAGGAGUAAGAACACCACAAACAUCCUGCUCAAGAACAUCCUGGAUGUCUGUAUUGGAGCCAUCUCAUACUGGGCAGUCGGCUACGCCUUCGCUUUUGGCACACCCAGCAACCUCUUCAUUGGACAUGGCCACUUCUUCCUGGAGGGCAUCGAGGGAUCGCAGUACGCCCAUUGGUUCUUCCACUUUGUGUUCGCGGCUACCGCUUCGACGAUCGUGUCUGGAGCCAUGGCGGAGAGGACAGAGUUUAGCGCUUACCUGGUGUACUGUGCUGUGCUCACUGGUGUGGUGUACCCUGUGGCUGCUCACUGGGCCUGGGACCCCAAGGGGUGGCUCCUCACAGGUGUAGGGACUGGACUCUCCUUCCAGGACUUUGCGGGGAGUGGUGUGGUACACAUUCUUGGUGGCACGGCAGCCUUGGCUGGUGCCUCCGUGGUCGGACCCAGGAUUGGGCGCUUCCAGCACGGGAAACCUGUCCAGAUCUCUGGCCACACUGUCCCUCUGGCUGCCCUUGGUGCCUUUAUCCUGUUCUUUGGUUUCCUGGCGUUUAAUGGCGGAUCCCAGGGCGCCAUCUCCAACCCUGGGGACGGGGUCGUCGUUGCACUGGCCAUCACUAACACUAUCAUCUCUGGUUCCAGUGCUGGCCUGAUCGCCAUGGUGAUCAAGCGUGUGGGGCUGCUGGGAGAUCUGCACUGGAGUCUGCUCACCACGCUGAACGGAGCACUGACUGGCAUGGUUGCGAUCUGUGCAGGUUGUAACAACGUGUACCCCUGGGCCGCCUGCAUCAUCGGUGUCGUGGCGGGCGUCGCCUACUGCGGAUGGAGUCAGCUGAUCCUCAAGGUCCUGAAGGUCGAUGACCCCCUGGAUGCUGUGGCUGUUCACUUCGGAGGAGGUUUCUGGGGAGUGAUCGCAGUUCCCAUCUUUGCCACCGAGGGAGGCAUCAUCACAUCUGGAGGCUCUGCCAUGGCUUUUAAGGGUUUAGGGUGGAACAUUCUGGGUGGGAUAGCCAUCGCUGUGUGGACAGGCCUCAUCACCACCACCAUGUUCGGGUUCCUCCGCUUGGCAGGUGUGCUCAGGGUCGACCCAGAGAUCGAGGAGAAAGGCCUGGACAUCCCGAAGCACGGCGAGCCAGCGUACCCCCAGGAGAGCUACGGACACGGCUGGGUCCUGGAGACCCCCGAGGACAAACUGCCCAAGUGUCGGGCAAAGGACACUGAGUACCCUCCUGACUACAGUCAUGGAGACCCCUCUAAGAUGCUGGCGAUGACCCACCCUGCUUCCAUGGCGAUACCCCGCCCCUCGGUGGUGACAGGUGUGCCGAUGACGGACCUCGGUUUCGACAACGAGGGAUACCAGGAACCAAUCCACAACACCCGCUUGUAAACGCUUUACAUUUACAGUCAACAGUGAAGAGACCUGAGCAGUUAUGGUAACUUUAAGUUCCAGGAUGCAG